Molecule: messenger RNA, 633 nt
Organism: Aplosporella prunicola CBS 121167
Lineage: Eukaryota; Fungi; Ascomycota; Dothideomycetes; Botryosphaeriales; Aplosporellaceae
Exons: 1
Coding region: 1-633 (210 amino acids)
Source: RefSeq, a predicted model, not a curated record
AUGUCGCACACUAACUCCAAGACGUGGAUCGCUCCGGGCGUCCGCGAGACGGAAGCUUACCAAGUCACGAUAAACUCCGUCAAGCGCCACUUCCCCAAGUCGGCAGUAGCCCACUGGAACGUGAGCACGUGGAUCACUCACAAGGUCGCGAUGGCAGACGCCAAGCUGCGAGUCGGACAGCGGCGUCUAGCAGCGAAGGAGGCGGAGGCAGGGCUGGCAAUGGAGCCCGGGUACCCUACCCUUCACAAGGCCAUGGAUGACAAGGAGUUGUCGGCGGGACAGACUGCCGUCCUCUGCAUGCACAGCAUAUGGUGCAACAAGAAUUUCGACGCGCAGUGGCGGAUCAUCGCACCGUGGCCGGGCAUGGCAGAGUUGAAAUGGGAGGGUGACGACCGCGCGCGCACAAAGGUCGGCCGCUUCCUGCCGCUGCCGCGCGAGCCGUCGCCUGACAACCUACCCUGGAACCAGCGCAUGCGGCUGCGCCAGAGCAUGUGGGAUGAGAACUGGAAGAUCCCGACUGAGGAAGAUGUGCUGUACCCUAUGUGGCAGCUGAGCGAGGAGACGGAGCUCGACAAGCACUACCUGGUCAACCAGGACCUGCUGGACGCGCUUGACCCGGACAAGAUCAUUUGA